AACGGGAGGAAACGAGAAGGAGGGGAUCAUAGAACUGUACGAACGACCGACUGUAUUCCGUAGUGUUCACGCGAGUGAAGGAGAGGAACGCAGUUCCGAGGAGAGGUUCUCGCACGACAUCUUAUCGGCGGAGAUCAUCGAGAUUCGCAUCUGCGAAUCAAUCAAAGAAGUCAUCGAAGAAGUCGACGCUAUCCUUCGCAGCACACACCCUUCGAAGGUGCGAAGAGGAGAUCGACUGUACAAAGAGGGAAAAGCGAGAGGUCGUCGAGACAUGGCGGAAAUGAGAGUAUUCACGCGGAGCGAGAUCGAAAAAAGCGACGAUAAGGACAAAGUCCUUUUCAUCUUGCACGACAAAGUAUACAACGUCCGCAGCUUUCUCAAUGAGCAUCCGGGCGGAGAGGAGAUCCUAUUGGAACACAAAGGCAUGGACGCUUCCGAAGACUUCGACGACGUUGGGCAUUCGAAAGACGCGAUGGAACUGAUGAAGACGUACCAGGUCGGUGUAAUCGCUGAUACGGAAAGGACGAACAAACUGCCGAAAAAAGGCUGGAUGUCGGGAUACGUGAAGGAAUCGGAGAAGAACGCUCAAGGAUCCAGCCUGUCUUUUUAUCUGCUCAUGGGUGGAAUCGCGCUCGUAGCGGUCCUCUUUUUUUACGUGUAUUAAUCGAUCCGCUGGAAUUAAUCCGGGAAAAUGCUGUGAACGUGACAGUGUGGCAUGUGAUAGAGAAAGGUAUUGGAACGAAAAAAAUAUUCUUGUCUUGAAAAAAAUGUCUUUAAUGCCUCUGUGGUCUCCAGGAACGUAUUUUAAUAAUUAACUUCUCCGAAAGAAGUUUUAUUUGACACACAUAUAUAUAUAUAUCGGA
This is a messenger RNA of Trachymyrmex septentrionalis, 863 nucleotides long. Its product is annotated as cytochrome b5-like. Bases 272 to 664 code for a protein of 130 amino acids. Gene Ontology annotation, molecular function: heme binding. Gene Ontology annotation, cellular component: intracellular membrane-bounded organelle; membrane. The record is from RefSeq and is a predicted model, not a curated record. The transcript has 2 exons. Lineage: Eukaryota; Metazoa; Arthropoda; Insecta; Hymenoptera; Formicidae.